This is a messenger RNA of Brenthis ino (lesser marbled fritillary), 228 nucleotides long. The record is from the annotation of a GenBank genome assembly. Lineage: Eukaryota; Metazoa; Arthropoda; Insecta; Lepidoptera; Nymphalidae.
AUGUCACAUCACAAAAGAUAUCACAAAAGAAAGUGUUCUAAAAGUGAAAAAUUAUACUUCUUCAGACAAAAAGUGGGGUCCACCAGACACAUGCAGUGUCGGGCCUGUCUUGGGGUAGGAACUAGCGGGGCUGUUCCGGGCGAGAGCGAGCGGAUCGCAUCAUCGGACUGGCGACGUCUUAUUGACCUUGCGUGCCUGGAAUCGGACAUUGAACCAGGAGGUUCCAUC